AUGGAUUGGUGCGACGCGGAGAAGUCGACUCACAAAGACCCGUGGUCACUCAACCCACCGUGCAAUCCGAUUCCGCAGUGUCGAGGAAAUGUCGAAGGACGUGCUCCGGAUGCGAGGGAUUGGCGCAAGAAUCUGCUCUACUACCAGAAAAAUGUCGAAGGUGUCCCAUGCGUCGUCUACAAGCAGUGCAGUGCUUUGACGGAAGAGGAGAGGCUGAAAUACCAUUGCGUCGGCUCAAUCAUGACAACAAGUACGACAAAAGCCUCGACGACGACAACGGCAAAGACGACUGCAAAGACAACGACCGAGAAACCGAAUGACGGGCUGGGGGAUGAGGUCAUCUUGAUUGCAGCCUUGGGUGGCGGCCUCUGCGUGUUCAUCAUCGUGAUCAUCAUCGUGUUGUGCUGUUGUCUGAAAAAGAAGGACAAGGGCCCGAAGGGCAAGAAGCCGAUUGUCGAUGACAUGAUGAACGUCGGCGCUGGCUCGGCGGUCGUCGACCUCGACGUGACGCCGAUCAGCAACACCGAGGAGGGAGCAACGGAUGCUAGCGAAAGCACUGGCGCAAAGUGUAAGUGCUUUGCGAUAUUU
Molecule: messenger RNA, 588 nt
Organism: Mesorhabditis spiculigera
Lineage: Eukaryota; Metazoa; Nematoda; Chromadorea; Rhabditida; Rhabditidae
Source: the annotation of a GenBank genome assembly